Molecule: messenger RNA, 1752 nt
Organism: Recurvomyces mirabilis
Lineage: Eukaryota; Fungi; Ascomycota; Dothideomycetes; Mycosphaerellales; Teratosphaeriaceae
Product: NADH:ubiquinone oxidoreductase
Exons: 3
Coding region: 1-1752 (583 amino acids)
Molecular function (GO): NADH dehydrogenase activity
Source: RefSeq, a predicted model, not a curated record
AUGGCGACCAAGGUGUUGGUGAGGCCAUUGGCCUCCGUAAGCAGCGCCAAUGGCUUCAUGAGGAGCUUUGCGACGGGUCCUUCGAAGCCGGUGGCACACUUGUUGAGGGCUGAGCCUGGGAGACGAGCUGUGCAGAUACCACGACAGAAGGUGCAGAAUGCUUUCCGCAGGUCCUAUGCGGAGAUCUCGCCGGAGACACAGAGGGUGGUGAAGAGGAGAUCAUGGCGCUUUCUGCGAUGGACUUGGAGGUUGACUUAUCUGAGUGUUAUCGGUGGAUUGGUGUAUACUGGUUAUGGCAUCUAUCAAAAUCGCACGCCGGCCGAGCAGGUCGAUCCGGAUCCGAGCAAGAAGACGCUCGUCGUUCUGGGCACUGGCUGGGGCUCCGUCUCACUUCUCAAGAAACUCGAUACGGAGAAUUACAAUGUCAUCGUUGUCUCGCCUCGCAACUACUUCCUGUUCACGCCACUCCUCCCAUCAUGUACCACCGGCACAAUCGAACACCGAUCCAUUAUGGAACCAAUCCGAAACUUCCUACGUCACAAGAAAGCUGCUGUCAAGUAUUACGAAGCCGACUGUACCAAGAUCGAUUACGAGAACAAGAUGAUCUAUAUCAAUGACGACUCUGAGAUCAAGGGCAGCACAUCUGCAACCGAGGUACCUUUCGAUAUGCUUGUGGUUGGUGUCGGCGCCGAGAACGCUACUUUCGGUAUCCCUGGUGUUCGUGAGAAUGGUUGCUUCUUGAAGGAGGUCGGCGAUGCACAGAAGAUUCGCAAGCGUAUCAUGGACUGCGUCGAGACUGCCACAUUCAAGGAUCAAUCGCCUGAGGAGGUCAAGCGUUUACUACACAUGGUUGUCGUUGGUGGCGGCCCGACUGGUGUUGAAUUCGCCGGCGAGCUUCAAGACUUCUUCGAGAACGAUCUCCGCAAAUGGGUACCUGAAAUCGCCGAUAACUUUCACGUCACGCUUGUUGAGGCUCUACCCAACGUCCUGCCGUCCUUCUCGAAGAAUCUGAUCGAUUACACCGAGCAGACUUUCAAGGAGGAGACGAUCGAGAUCCGCACGAAGACUAUGGUCAAGAAUGUUACGGAAAAGUACAUCGAAGCUCAAUACACCGACGCGCAAGGCCAGAAGCAGCUGGAACAGAUCCCUUAUGGUCUGCUUGUCUGGGCUACUGGUAAUGCUCUCCGACCUGUCGUCAAGGACCUCAUGUCCCAAAUUCCGGCUCAAAAGGACUCCCGUCGCGGUCUAGCCGUCAACGAAUACCUGGUCGUGAAGGGUACCGAGAACAUCUGGGCCGUAGGUGACUGUGCUAUAGCAAACUACGCUCCCACGGCACAAGUCGCGGCGCAGGAAGGUGCUUUCCUCGCUCGUCUCUUCAACCAAAUGGCGAAGACGGAGGAGAUCGAGACGGAACUUGCCUCGCUCUCCAUUGCGCAAGAGAAGGCUGCCAACAAGGAAACCCGAGACGAUGCGUUUGCCAAGAUCAAGGACCUGCAGAAGAGGCUACGACGGGUGAAGUCUAUGGGUCCAUUCGAGUACUCACACCAGGGCUCACUCGCGUACAUUGGAAGUGAAAAGGCAGUUGCGGAUAUUAGCUGGCUGACCGGUAAUCUGGCGACUGGUGGACAGCUUACCUAUUUCUUCUGGAGAAGUGCUUAUUUGAGCAUGUGCUUCAGCACUCGCAAUAGAAUCCUGGUGAUCAUGGACUGGAUGAAGACUCAAGUCUUUGGUCGUGACGUCUCGAGAGAGUGA